UUUCUAUUGGCGUCUGCAUCUCGAUGCAGGAGCAUUUGUGACCCCGCACCCUGGGAUAGUGCCAGUCUUUUUUUCUCUCUCUCUUAGCCGGGCCUUGAGGAGUUUGCGGCUGAUGAACGAAGGUGCUGGCGUGGUAAGUGUCGGUACAGAGGCCUAAACGCAGCAGCAAGUAAAAGAAAGGCAGGGUUAAUCGGAGCGGUCAAUGGUCAGAGUGUGCCAGUAUUAGAGUGGGAAAGCCUUGGCUCAACAGGCAGAAGAACAAGUAAGAAAAGCUGUGUGAACCAACAGUUGGUCUGAGCAAGAAAUUUUUACACGGCCUGAAGACUGCAGCACUUUAAAUUAACAUUAUAUAAAUGAAAAUCCAUCUACAAGGCAACAAAGGCUAUCUACGUGGGAGUAUUUCCAUUACCAUGCAGCCAUGCACCUUGUUGACCCUAGGAGAUGAAGUAUUUCAUCCCAGCAGGAAAGCUGUUUUGUGUCUGAAAUGAAGUUUUCUUUUGUAACUCAGUGAAAUCCCCUGGAACCGGGGUGCUGAGAACACGCCAGCAUUUGUUCACGAGAGAUCAGUCCUUCAACUGCAUUGAUUUACUAUGCCUGACAUCUGACUUAAUGAAUUGAUAGAGAAAUGUGGGAAAGAAUUCACUCACUCAUCCCACUUGCAGACACACACACGAGUUCACACUGAGGAGAGGUUGUUCACCUGUUCUGAGUGUGGGAAGGGAUUAGCUCGGGCAUACAGCCUACAGAACACGUCAAAUCAGUUAACACUGCAGAGAUGCCAUUCACCUGCUCAGACUGUGGGAAGGGAUUUCCUCAGUCUUCUCAACUGAAGGUACAUCAGCAGAUUCACAUUGGGAAGAAGCCAUUCACCUGUUCAGAAUGUGGGAUGACCUUCACUACCUCAUCCAGACUACUAAGACACCAGCAAGUUCACACUGGGGAGAGGCCAUUCACCUGUUCAGUGUGUGGGAAGGGAUUCACUCGGUUAUCCAGCCUACAGACACACCAGACAGUUCACACUGGGGAGAAGCCGUUCACCUGUUCAGACUGUGGGAAGGGAUUUGCUCAGUCAUCUCACCUACAGACACACCAGGCACUUCACACUGGGGAGAGGCCUUUCACUUGCUCAAAUUGUGGGAAACGAUUUACUCGGUCAUCUGAGCUACUGGCACACCAAUCAGUUCACACUGGGGAGAGGCCUUUCAUCUGCUUAGACUGUGGGAAGGGAUUCACUUGGUCAUCUCAACUUAAAGUACAUCAGCGAAUUCACACUGGGGAGAAGCCAUUCACCUGUUCAGACUGCGGGAAAGGAUUUAUUCGGUCAUCUGACCUACUGGCUCACCAGUCCAUUCACACUGGGGAGAGGCCAUUCACCUGCUCAGAUUGUGGGAUGGGAUUUACUUACUUAUCCAAACUACAGAGACACCAACGAGUUCACACUGGCGAGAGGCCAUUCACCUGUUCUCUGUGUGGGAAGGGAUUCACUCGACUAUCCAGCCUACAGAUACACCAGUCAGUUCACACUGGGGAGAGGCCGUUCACCUGUCCAGAAUGUGGGAAGGGAUUCAGUCAGUCAUCCCAUCUACAGAGACACCUGUUAGUUCAUACUGGGGAGAAGCCGUACACCUGUUCAGACUGUGGGAAGGGAUUUGCUUCAUCAUCUGAAUUGAUGGUACACCAACGAAUUCACACUGAGGAGAGGCCAUUCACGUGUUCAGAUUGUGGGAAAGGAUUUACUCGGUCAUCUGACCUACUAGCACACCAGCGAGUUCACACUGGGGUGAGGCCAUUCACUUGCUCAGACUGUGGGAAGGGUUUCACUCAGUCAUCUCAGCUGAAGGUACAUCAGCGAGUUCACACUGGGGAGAGGCCAUUCACCUGUUCAUUCUGUGGGAAGGGAUUCACUCGGUCAUCUCACCUAUAUACACACCAGUCAGUUCACACUGGAGAGAGGCCGUUCACCUGCUCAGACUGUGGGAAGGGAUUCACUCACUCAUCCAACCUGCAGAGACACCAGCGAGUUCACACGGGAGAGAGGCCAUUCACCUGUUCUGUGUGUUGGAAAGAAUUCACUCGAUUAUCCAGCUUGCAGACACACCAGUCAGUUCACAGUGGGGAGAUGCUGUUCACCUGCUCAAACUGUGGGAAGGGAUUUGCUCAAUCAUCCCAACUGCAGACACACCAGGCAGUUCAUAGUGGGGAGAUGCUGUUCACCCUCUCAGACUGUGGGAAGGCAUUCACUCAGUCAUAUGCCCUGCAGACAAGCCAGUCAGUUCAUACUGGGAGAAACCAUUGUGGGAAGAGUUUCACUCAGUUAUCCAGCCUUGUGACACAUGACUGAGUUCACAGUGGGAAAGGUUUAAAUGAGCUGCAUGCAGGAUAUUUAACCUUGGUUGCUGAAUCCAGAGGCAGGCUGAAAGGUGACUGUUGGUGUCAAACUCUGAAAAUAUUGCUGUAUCACAUCCAGUUCUGCAGUUUUCAGUUUCACUUGCUGAAGUUCACCUUUAUUCAGACUGGAGUUUAAUAUUCUGGAUCUGUGACUAAUAAAUCAGUUUUAAACUGUUGUCUCUGGUGCAUAGUGUAUUUAAAACACAUCCUGUGUUUAGGGGGGAGUCAACUCAACCAAAGAUAGCGUGCAGUCAGACUGUCAGGAAGGGCAGGCAGAUGAUGAUAAAAAAAUUACAUUAGGGAUGCAGAAUCA
Molecule: messenger RNA, 2701 nt
Organism: Mobula hypostoma (lesser devil ray)
Lineage: Eukaryota; Metazoa; Chordata; Chondrichthyes; Myliobatiformes; Myliobatidae
Product: zinc finger protein 226-like
Exons: 2
Coding region: 776-2341 (521 amino acids)
Source: RefSeq, a predicted model, not a curated record